Molecule: messenger RNA, 2967 nt
Organism: Pyricularia oryzae 70-15
Lineage: Eukaryota; Fungi; Ascomycota; Sordariomycetes; Magnaporthales; Pyriculariaceae
Product: polyadenylation factor subunit 2
Exons: 3
Coding region: 421-2388 (655 amino acids)
Cellular component (GO): mRNA cleavage and polyadenylation specificity factor complex
Molecular function (GO): protein binding
Source: RefSeq, a predicted model, not a curated record
GAUUCAAGGUUGAAUAAUUUGAAUGGACGCGACUUUGACCUACCCCAAGGUGGCCUAGACGUGUCAGCAAUCAGCCAACCACAACACUUUGGCUCUCGCAUGGUAAAGUCGAUUUUAUGGCGAAGAUUGACAAAUAUAUUCAGUGCUGGAAAAAUGUUUCAAACCAACCAACAGUGAAGGUAACAUGAACCAGAGAUACGCUGAACUUCUUCACGCGGCAACUUUGAUUACAGUUUUGAGCACGCCUCAGUCAUUUUUGAAUCGUGUCAACUCGUACGGCGGCUCGGCCCCGUGUUUCUCCAGCGCGCCGCAGUCUUUGUUUCCGAGGGGCAGAGACAACAAUUAGAGGGACGGGUACUCACUCUCCUCGCAGGUGUGAACCCCAAACAAAUCGGGGAGUGGGAAAAUCGGUUCACUGCCAUGGCUUACGAGCCGAGAGGCGGAGGAGGCGGCGGCGGAGUUGACCGUGACUUUGGCGGCGGCGGCGCAGCCGAUGGGAUGCACAUGCGUGCCAGAGGACGAAGACCCGUAACCGACUACUCUUCUACUCUGGUACACUGGAUGCGCCAUCGCGAGCCGAGAUAUAGGGGCUCAUAUCAUGGCGAGUUCGAAAGACCAAGCCCCAGCUAUAUCGUUGAUAUGCUCCCACCGCAUGCCAGGCCCAACAAUGCCGCCGACACAAUACCUGUGCGACAUCUUCACUCGUCUCUCAACAAGGUCAAACAUCCCAUCAACGUCGUCAAAUGGACGCCCGAAGGGCGCCGGCUCUUGACAGCCUCUAGUGGCGGUGAGUUUACGCUAUGGAAUGGCACAGGCUUCAACUUCGAAACCAUCAUGCAGGCACACGAGUCUGCCAUCAGGGCUCUGGCCUACUCCCACAGGGACGAAUGGCUUCUGUCGGGCGAUCACGACGGCAUCAUACACUACUGGCAGCCCAACUUCAACAACGUUGAGACCAUUCGAGACUCCAAGGAUACGGUUCGCGAUAUUGCCUUCUCCCCCAAUGACUCAAAGUUUGUUGUGGCAACAGAUGAUGCCGCGCUGAAGGUUUAUGACUUUGCCGGUGCGACCCGCGAAGCAACCUUGAGCGGUCACCACUGGGAAACCAAAGCUUGCGACUGGCAUCCCACCAAAGGGUUGAUAGUCUCCGGCUCCAAGGACCAUCUUGUCAAGCUGUGGGACCCCCGAACAGGGCGCUGUCUCACAACCUUGCGCGGCCAUAAAAAUACCAUCACCAAGACCGUCUUCGAAAAGGUCCGCGGCAUGUGCCUCGCAACCUCGGCACGCGACCAAACAGCUCAUGUGUUUGACCUCCGCAUGAUGCGCGACAUCUGUCUUCUGCGUGGGCAUGAGAAGGACAUCACCACGCUGACCUGGCACCCCGUUCACCCCAACAUGCUGAGCACUGGUGGGUCUGAGGGAUCAAUGUGCCAUUACAUACUUGACGAACCCAACACGCCCGAUGGGAGACAGCAAACCAUCGCCCCUUACGACAGCCCGGACCCUACCGGGGCCCCCGCACAGGUCAUAUUUCCCGCACAUAAGCUGCCCUUCGCCCACGAUUUUGGCAUCUGGUCGCUUGACUGGCAUCCCCUGGGGCACAUCCUGGCCUCGGGCUCAAACGACCGCAUAACACGCUUCUGGACGCGCGCCAGGCCCGGCGACGAUGACGAGGUGCUCAAUGACCGCUAUCACAUAGGCGAGGCCGCCGCUGAGGCCCGCGGUACCUAUGAUAGGCGAGGCCAUCGCCGACAGCGACAGGAGGAAGAGGAACAGGAGAUGCAAGACGAGCUGAACGGACUCGUCGACCAGAAGGCCCCCGUGGGCGGCAACGGUGUGCCUACACUGCCAGGACUUGCCGCCGCCGCGGGCGGCUUGCCUAUUCUCCCUGGUCUUAGUCUCAACGCCAAUGGGGUCACUGCGCCAGGUGCCAAAGUCUCGGUGCCAGGCUUGACCGGGGUGCCAACGUCUUCGGGUGCCGUACCGCCACCUCCGCCGCUACCUUUCCCCUUGCCUUUGGGACCAGACGGGCAACCUCUCCCGCUACCCGACCCGAACAACCCCAUGGACCUUGCCAAGAUUGCCGAGAUGAUGCAGAAGGCUGGCUUACCUGUCCCCCAGCCAGGGAUGAUUCCUCCGGGAAUGCUGCCUCUGCCUCCACCGAAUGGUGCUGGCCUACCUUUCCCGCCCCCGCCCGGCUUCCCAGGGAUUGCUCCGCCUCCGGUUUCCGGUAUGGCAUUCCCUGCGGGAAUCGGGGCUUCCGCUCCGCCCAGCCUGGGAGUGGGAGAUGCUUCUGACGCAAGCAGGAGGGGACGCGCGCCACUGCCCUCGCAGGAAGACAGUCUGCGUGCUGAACAGUCCAGGGGACAUUACACAAGAGCGCGAUAAUGUGUUGGCAGUUUGCUGGCCCCUGUCUUCUGUCCGUACCGCUUGUACCCCUAUUUGUAAUUUCUUUUUUUCAAGUCACCGGUGCUUAUUCUCCUUACUGCUCGAUAGAGAAAACAACAACAAGGUGAACCAAAAGGUGCAUGGUCUCCCAUUUUGGCAGGCUUCGGCACAGUUCUGCUCGGAUAUGUAAUGGUUGUGGCGUCAAAAGUGGUUGCGAUCGCCAAGGAGACCCCGGUUGAAUGAUAAGAAACAAGGAAAAAUCGUGAGGCAUGCAGAAAAACAUGGAAGCACAUCAGGCAAUCCGCAAGCGGAGUGUCCAGUCGCCUGAAUUCCUGAUCUAUGCAUAAUAUAGAGAGCUGAGACUCUUUUCAAAAAGGGAUUCUGUAGCUGCUGGAAAGCAGACUGACAAGCACAAUAACAAAGCGGAUCUAAGACUAUUCUAGACUAGACCUAGACCUAAACCAGCUCGACAUGGGCCCUUUUUUAAAACUAAUAUGUAUCGAAUACGUAGUACACGCCUUUGCAGGCCUUGAAAUGUUAUAUAUACUUAAAAGUGACAAGACCAAUAUGACACAGGGA